Messenger RNA from Striga asiatica, 1169 nucleotides. The record is from the annotation of a GenBank genome assembly. Lineage: Eukaryota; Viridiplantae; Streptophyta; Magnoliopsida; Lamiales; Orobanchaceae.
AUGUCAGCCCAGUCCUGUGUCAUGUACACUCCCGAGAAAAAAAAAAACAUCAAAAUCCCUUUCCUUCUCCUCAUCAUCUAUAAUCUAUUCAGUUCACUGCCUCCUUGCUCCCUGUUCUUCAUUCCAGAUUCCCGCCGGCGCCGCCAUUUCCCCCAGCUACCUUGGGCCCCAGUCGAUGUUCGCAUAGGAGACAGAACGCAACAACCACCACGCACCGCCCGACGGCCACCUUCCGUGAAAAUGGUAAACGCGAAAAUCGCGCCGUCGAUGCUGUCAUCGGACUUCGCGAAUUUGGCGUCGGAGGCCGAGCGGAUGGUCCGAUGCGGUGCAGAUUGGCUGCACAUGGAUAUUAUGGAUGGGUAUGUCAUUAUCAGAUACGAAGCGUGGAAAAUACUUGAGAUUCACUUUGUGCCAAACCUUACCAUUGGUGCUCCAGUUAUUGAGAGUCUGAGAAAGCACACAGAUGCUUACUUAGAUUGCCACCUAAUGGUCACAAAUCCUAUAGAUUACGUCGAGCCAUUAGGAAAAGCUGGCGCUUCUGGUUUUACUUUUCAUGUGGAAGCCUCAAAAGAUAAUUGGCGAGAGCUUGUUCAGCAAAUCAAAUCAAAUGGUAUGAAGCCUGGUGUUUCCUUAAAGCCUGGAACCCCUAUUGAAGAAGUGUACCCACUGAUUGAAGACAAAAAUCCUGUGGAAAUGGUACUUGUUAUGACCGUGGAACCUGGAUUUCGUGGGCAGAAGUUUAUGCCAGAAAUGAUGGAUAAGGUUCGUACUCUAAGAAAGAAGUACCCUUCACUUGAUAUAGAGGUUGAUGGUGGUUUAGGACCUUCGACUAUAGAUAUGGCAGCUGAUGCAGGUGCAAACUGCAUUGUGGCAGGAAAUUCUGUAUUCGGAGCUCCGGAUCCUUCUCAUGUUAUAUCACUUAUGCGCAAAAGUGUUGAUGACGCCCAAAUGAAACAAUUUAUAUCCAAAUGUGCUAGUGAUACACAAGUUUACUGAAAGAUGUUUAUGGAGUGUAACUAAAAUGCAUGCGAAUAUGAUGUAUAUGACAUGUUUAGUCUUAUGACCUUGUGAUAAUUCAGUCUAUUGUGGCGCACCUUAUUAUCAUUAUUUUGUAGUGUCAAAUUUUAUUAUUUUUGUUCUAAUUGUUUAAGCAAAUGAACUAGGAAGCC